AUGGUUUCGAAGCGUCCCAACAAUGAAGAAUUUGUCAGAAAAGAGCCUAAGGUGAAAAAGGCAAAAGUAUUCGAUUUCCUAGCUUUUCCAAAACGAAAAAUCGCCCUGCAAUUCUUCUAUUUCGGUUGGGAAUAUGAUGGAUUGGUGCAGCAGACGAAUACAAAUAAUACAGUGGAACAUCAUUUGAUGGAAGCGUUGCUGAAGACACAUUUGAUUGAGAAUUGGCAGAAAUGCGAUUUUUCACGAUGCGGGAGAACGGAUAAAGGCGUUUCGGCUUUUAAGCAAACUGCCGCGCUUAUUGUGAGGUUUAUUUUUGAUUUUUUUCACUUUGCAGCUUUUCGGAAGCUUCAAAAUGACAGAAAAUUGAAUUGCAUUUCUUUCCAGAUCAAACAUUUAUAACCCUGAAAUGCUAGAAACAUUCUGGGACCCCGAAACUCCCGAAGAAGUCCAAGAGAACUACAAAAAUCGAGAAGAGGAGCUCAAUUAUAUCAAAAUGCUCAACGGAGUGUUGCCCAAAACAAUUCGGGUAUUCAGAUGGGCGCCCGUGGGUAAAGAUUUCAACGCAAGGUUUCAAUGUACCCGUAGAUCUUAUAAGUAUGCUUAUCCGAAGGCUGAAGAUUUGAAUUUAUCGAAAAUGCGAGAUGCUGGAUCAAGAUUAGUUGGCGAGCAUGAUUUCUCGAAUUUCUGUCAAAUUGAUAUGAAUAAAUUGCGGCUCGAACAAUCAUACAUUCGAAAAAUCUAUGCGGUUUCCAUUGAAGAGGUCUCGCUGGGAAUGCUUCAGAUUACGGUGGAUGGAAGCGGCUUCUUAUGGCACAUGAUUCGAUAUAUUGUGACGAUUUUGAAUGAGGUUGGAAGAGGGAAUGAGGAACCGCAGAUUGUGACGGAGAUGUUGGAUUUGUCGAAAUUCCCGUGUCGACCACAAUAUACACUGUCUUCUGAUACACCGCUUUGCCUUUUUGAUUGUCGAUAUGAAAAUUGUGAAUUGGAAUGGAGAACUGAUGAAGUUGUGAUGAAUUCGACGAUUGCCAUGAUACAGAAACAAUGGGCCAUUUAUCAAGCAAGGUCUGGGAUUUUUUCCGGAAGGUUCCGCGUGGAUUGCUAUCACGUGGAUUUUCCACGUCAUAGCAAUCUUUCGCGAAGCAGCACUAUCUUCCGCGUGAAAAUAUAGAUUGUGGCCGUGGCCGCUAAAGCGGAAGAUAGUGCCGCUUCGCGGAAUUUUCCGGUUUACACUCGCUACGCUCGAAUUUCAAGCCAGAUUCUGAAAUAUCUGAUAAAAAUCUGAAAAACUGGAGGAAUUCCAGCAUUUUUCAGAUUUUUAUCGAAAUUUUAGCGGAGAUGCGGAAGCUAUGCCCAAAUUUCGAGCGAAGCGAGUGUAAACCGGAAGCUUCCGCGAAGCGGCACUGUCUUCCGCUUCAGCGGCCACGUGGUUUACUAUGAUAUGGCAAAAGUCAUAAUAAUCCGCGUGGCCGCUAAAGCGGAAGAUAGUGCCGCUCCGCGGAAGCUUGCGGUGUACACUCGCUUCGCUCGAACCUCCAAGUUCUCUUCUGAAAUAUCUGAUAAAAAUCUGAAAAACUAGAGAGAAUCUAGCAUUUUUCAAAUUUUUAUUGGAAUUUCAGCGGAGAUGCGGAAGCUAUGCUCAAAUUUUGAACCGGAAGGUUCCGCGAAGCGGCACUAUCUUCCGCACGUGGAUUACCACGACGUGGAAUUAUUGUACUGCAGAUUUUCCACGUCAUAGCAAUCCGCGUGGCCGCUAAAGCGGAAGAUAGUGCCGCUUCGCGGAAUUUUCCGGUUUACACUCGCUUCGCUCGAACAAAUUCUGCAAUAUCCGAUAAAAAUCUGAAAAACUGGAGAAAUUCGAGAAUUUUUCAGAUUUUUAUUGGAAUUUCAGCGGAGAUGCGGAAUCUAUGCUCAAAUUUUGGACCGGAAGGUUCCGCGAAGCGGCCCUAUCUUCCGCAAGUGGAUUGCUAUGACUUGGAAAUAUUGUACUGCAGGUUUUCCACGUCAUAGCAAUCCGCGUGGCCGCUAAAGCGGAAGAUAGUGCCGCUUCGCGGAAUUUUGCGGUCUACAUUCGCUUCGCUCGAAUUUCAAGUCACAUUCUGAAAUAUCCGAUAAAAAUCUGAAAACUGGAAUUUUCAGCACAAAUUAUGGGACGAUUCAGUAACUAUAAACUAGUUUCUGAAUCAUCCCAUAAUUUGUGCUGAAAAUUACAGCAUUUUUCAGAUUUUUCUUGGAAUUUCAGCGGAGAUGCGGAAGCUAUGCCCAAAUUUUGAAUUUUUCCCAGAAACCUUUGGAUUUUUGCAGAUCUCAAAUGAUGGAAAAUAUGAUGGGAGAAUUGUCAAGCCUAACUUCAAGCCUUGAUCCAAAUAAGGCCCUUCAUGAAUUUGUCCAAGAUCGUCCGAUUCCUCAGAAUUAUGUGAAAUUUGCGAAUCGACCGAAAUGUAUAAGUUUGACAGCGAAGAGAGAAAGAUUGGCUGAAAUUGAGAAGUCUGAAGUUUAG
Messenger RNA from Caenorhabditis angaria, 2497 nucleotides. NCBI's taxonomy places the organism in Eukaryota, Metazoa, Nematoda, Chromadorea, Rhabditida, Rhabditidae. The record is from the annotation of a GenBank genome assembly.